Messenger RNA from Xylaria bambusicola, 1792 nucleotides. RefSeq names its product 3-beta hydroxysteroid dehydrogenase/isomerase. The record is from RefSeq and is a predicted model, not a curated record. Gene Ontology annotation, biological process: ergosterol biosynthetic process. Gene Ontology annotation, molecular function: 3-beta-hydroxysteroid dehydrogenase [NAD(P)+]/C4-decarboxylase activity; 3-beta-hydroxy-Delta5-steroid dehydrogenase (NAD+) activity. The coding region runs from base 285 to 1685 and encodes 466 amino acids. Gene Ontology annotation, cellular component: endoplasmic reticulum. NCBI's taxonomy places the organism in Eukaryota, Fungi, Ascomycota, Sordariomycetes, Xylariales, Xylariaceae. The transcript is spliced from 3 exons.
CCUGCAUGUUGAAUAGGUAUUGUAAUUCCUCUACAUAAGUAUACUCGCGCGUAGGUCAUCGGCGUCCGUGACUGGCUUAGCGACUGCGCUAUGCACAGACUUUGCCCAAGGAGGGCAGGUCCCAUUAGGAAUACUCGGUCCGUCAUGACAGCUCAUGGGAAUAAGCAAGGGUCCAGCUUUAUCGGAGAUAGCGAUCAUGGUCCACCACACCAGCCGCCUUGUCCCGUUUCUUUCGUGCCGAGCAUCUCAGCCAGAGCUUCCAACGGCGACAAGGAAGUCAGUGUAUGAUGGAUGGCCUCACAGGAACGCAGCAGGCCAAAUGGGCUGUAGCUGUGUUGUUUAUUCUCGGCUUCGCCUAUCUAUGGCGGCUCAACAAAGUCAUGAGCCAGACGCCUCCGGAGGCGGUCAAAGCGUCUCCAUACCGCUGGGCCGAUUCUGAGAUCAAGGACACAUAUAAGCGCAUUAAGGCGAAUCCGAUCGACUGGUCGAAACAUCUACCACCAAAAGCCAAUCGACGCUAUGUCGUCACUGGCGGCUGUGGUGGCGUCGGCGGCCAGAUUGUUUUGCACCUGCUCUUGCGCGGCGAGCCGCCCGAAAGCAUCCGGAUUGUCGACUUCAAGAAGGUAGAGAGAGCCGAUAUGAUGACCGGCGCCGCAGCCAAGGUGGACUUUGCGCAGGCCGAUAUCACAUCUCCGAGUGCAACGCAAGCCGCAUUUAACAAGCCAUGGCCCUCGAGCGUUGCCAAGUUGCCAUUGACUGUGUUCCAUACGGCCGCCCUCAUUAUACCAGGUGAACGUACCUUGGGCACUUUCGAGCUCAUCAGGCGGGUAAAUGUUGAUGGCACGAAGCACGUCAUGGAUGCGGCCAAGGCCGCAGGUGCCACCAUCUUCAUCGCGACGUCUUCUGCUUCGAUUGCUCAUCGGAAUGCCGGUUAUUGGGGCAACCCGUUCCGGCGCUGGCCUAGGAAUUAUUUCCAGGCCAUUGACGAGUCAGAUUUCGACAAGCCGCUACCUUCCCACUCAGAAUUCUUUAGCAACUACGCGCACACUAAAGCUAUUGCAGAGAGAAUGGUCUGUCACGCGAAUAGUCCGAACUUUCGGACUGGCACCAUUCGCCCAGCCAAUGCUAUCUAUGGAAGUAGCAAUGGUGACCAGGUCGUUGGCGUGGUGUUGCGUACCCAGAGCGCUCAGAGCUGGAUGAAAAACAUAGUGCAGAACUUCGUCCAUGGUGGCCACAUCUCACUCGGCCACUUGCAAUUUGAGGCCGCUCUACUUCGCAAGGAAAUGCCCAAAUGUGCCGGUCGGCCGUUCAUCAUCACCGACGAUGGGCCCCCGCCCUCAUAUGGCGACAUGUACUACCUGUGCUAUGCAACUGCCGAGACGCCGGUCAAGCUCACGUUUCUGCCGCCGGCACCCUUUUUCAUUCUCUCUCACAUCGUCGAGCUGGUUGCUAUCGCGAGCAGGACGCCCGUAUUGAAGUGGAUAUUUCCCGCACCCAAAGGCACACUCGCAAUUCUUCAGCCAGGCGUCUUUCACGCUAGCUUGAAUUUUGUAGCGUCGGACAGAGCUGCGCAGAAGAGCGUUGAGCAAGGUGGUCUCGGCUUCAGACAUGUCCACACUACCUUGGAGGGGAUGUGUCAACAGGUUUUAGAGUGGAACAAUGAGAACGCGUCGUCAAGCUCUUGAAUGCGCGGAAGAAAAGGAUAUGGGGCUGCUCUAUCUUAAAGACAAUAAUUGGUGAGCCCCACGACAUUGUGAUCCACGGUCCGGCAAUUAGACGGCAUAACGAUAGC